AUGUUGCUGACUUUUUAUCUUCUCUUCAUUGGGCUUCAUGUCUCUGAAGGCUGCACUCUGGACAAAAGAGAACCAGUCAUAAGUAUCACAGCUUAUCCAGGAGGGUCAGUACUGCUGCCCUGUUACUGCACUGACCUACACACUAAACCCGAGAGAUUCAGCUGGAAGAAAGGGAACACAAAAACACGAACAUAUAGAGUGAUAUCCAGUGAGAGUGGUCAGUACAGAAACAGAGUUCAGCUGGUUAAUGGUCACUCUCCAGGAAAUCUCUCUCUACUCAUAUCACACCUGACUGAAGAGGAUGGAGGAGUUUACUGGUGUGAAGUUAAAGAUUUAUAUAAAGCCAUCAGACUGACUGUAAAAGGCUGCACUCUGGAGAACAGAGGACAACUACUGAUUAUUUCAGCUCAUACAGGAGGGUCAGUACUGCUGCCCUGCUACUGCACUGACCUUCACACCACACCUGAAGAAUUCAGCUGGAAGAAAGACAACAGAUACAGAAACACAUGGGAAGAGAUAUCCAGUGAGAGUGAUCAGUACAGAAACAGAGUUCAGCUGGUUAAUGGUCACUCUCCAGGAAAUCUCUCUCUACUCAUAUCACACCUGACUGAAGAGGACGGAGGAGUUUACUGGUGUGAAGUUAUAGAACCUCCACAGUCUCUGCCCUUCGUCCCCUUUGCCUUGGUAACUGUGAUCUUUCUCCACAUUAUAGUAGCUGUGGUUUAUCACACCAAGAGAAACAAAGAUCCUGCCAGAGUUCACUACAGCACAGCUGAUGGAGAUGGAGUGGUCAGUCUGGAGUAG
Colossoma macropomum (tambaqui) is the source of this 804-nucleotide messenger RNA. RefSeq names its product embigin-like. The record is from RefSeq and is a predicted model, not a curated record. Gene Ontology annotation, biological process: cellular response to lipopolysaccharide; cell surface receptor signaling pathway; negative regulation of T cell proliferation. The coding region runs from base 1 to 804 and encodes 267 amino acids. Lineage: Eukaryota; Metazoa; Chordata; Actinopteri; Characiformes; Serrasalmidae. Gene Ontology annotation, cellular component: external side of plasma membrane. The transcript is spliced from 5 exons.